UUAUGUGUGCUGCAACCUCUUAAUACGCUCGCACCAGCUGACACAAGACAAACGAGUGUUAAUGAUUAAAAAUGAACCAGUUUAGUGUAUUUUAAUGUAAACUUAACGCUGACUAUUAUUUUUUUCGCUAUUGUUUCCGUUAUUUGGUGGAAAACCUGUAGGGAAUAUCCGGGAUGCAAAACCAAAACUCGGAACACAAAGAAACUGGAGUGUUGACUGUCUCCUACGUUUUUCCAAAUGGAGACAAAUACGAUGGCGAGUGCUGUAAAACCUCAGAAGGCGUUGUGAUGAGAAGUGGUAUUGGCAAGCACACAGCAGCAAAUGGAGUGAUUUAUACAGGACAGUGGAAAGAUGAUGAGAUGAAUGGCAAGGGGAAGCUGGAGCAUCCCUCAGGAGCUUUUUGUGAAGGGGAAUUUAAAAACAACAUGUUCCACGGAAGAGGAACUUACACUUUCCAGAAUGGAACAAAAUACACAGGGACCUUUGAUGAGAAUAAGUUAGAAGGUGAAGGACAGUUUACAGAUUCUCGAGGACUUGUGUGGAUGGGAAACUUCCAUUACAAAGCAGCCCCUGGCUUGAAGCUGAAACUGGAUACACUUUCUUAAUACAUUCUGAAGAAGUGAUGCUGUAUAUUGUGUAAUUGUACAUUAACACUGUAACUUAGAAAUCUGUGAAAACUAACCAAGUGGAGUCAGUUGUUUUAGCUUAUUAUGAGCUAAAUAUUUAUGUGACUUUAUGAAUUUGAUCAUAAAACAAUACAUUGUUUCA
This is a messenger RNA of Lepisosteus oculatus (spotted gar), 768 nucleotides long. It is a transcript of the gene morn2, whose product is annotated as MORN repeat containing 2. The record is from RefSeq and is a predicted model, not a curated record. Lineage: Eukaryota; Metazoa; Chordata; Actinopteri; Semionotiformes; Lepisosteidae.